GGUCAUUAAGCAGUCUGGAACGUUGUGGUGUCAUGGUGCCCGUAUGUACCGCAAGAUAAUUGCCAACGAGGAAUUUGGCUAACUUAGGACUGCUUCGGCCCUAAAAGCCGGUACUGGGAAGACACAGCUCAUGUAUUACCAGUCCCUAACCCAAGGCCAAGCUGCGCUGACUGGCUCUAGGUCCUUGGUUGUAGAAUACCUCUCAAAGUUCAAGAAAGUAGCUUACUUCUAUUGUGACUAUCACACAUCCGGCAACAAGAAUAUCACAACUGGAAUCGCGGCGGCCAUCCUGCGUCAGAUAGUUAAUGCUAAGACAGAUAUUCCAACGGCGGUAAAGGACAUGUAUCAAACGCUAGGGAACGGACGUAGUAAGCUGAAACUGGAUGAUAUCACAACUUUAAUCCACCAUAUUUCCCGCUCUGAGCCUGGUUUGUUCAUCGUUGUUGAUGCCAUAGACGAAUGUGGCUCCUACAGAAAGCCCGUUCUUCAGCUUCUAAACAAGAUUUCGAAAGGCUCGGCCAAUCUGUUGAUAUCGGGUCGAAGUCAUGUUACCGAGCUUGACCGUGUCUUCGACUCCUAUUCUCAACUUGAGAUCAAGACUCCCGCCUCCGACAUCAAGUGUUUCACGGAAGGGAUGAUCGCAUCUAGCGAACUCUCGGAGCUUAUACCAGACCACUCAAAAGAUGAUAUUGUACAACAUAUAUCAGAUCAAGCAUCUGGCAUAUUUCUUAUAGCGGAAUUAAAGUGUCUACAUCUCACUCAUCUUUCUCGUUUCUCGGAGAUAAGAAACGCAGUUCGAGCUCACUCAAACGGACUCGAUGAUCUUUAUAAGGAGUCUAUGGAGAGGAUCAUGCUCCAACCUUACGAAAAGAGAAAGACGGCUACGAGAGCUCUCUCUUGGAUCUAUCAUGCUAAGCGUCAAUUAUCUAUCGAAGAGCUGGUGCACGCUCUUGCAAUAGACUGCAGUGAAUCGAUCCCGACGUAUGAGGAUGUGGUAUCAGAAAAGACGGUCCUUAAUGUCUGUGCCGGUCUAGUUAUGGUAAAUGCCAAAGAUACAACUAUUCAAUUUGUCCAUCACACACUACAGGAAUAUUUCGAGGCUUCGUAUCAAACAUGGUUCCACAACGAGCAGCGAUACAUCACCAAGGCUUGCCUUAUCUACUUACGCUUGACAUCUCCAGAACGAAGCGUCACCGAUUCACUCUCUUCCUAUCCAUUUUUGAAGUAUGCGGCGAAAUACUGGGGAGCCCAUGCGAGAGACGAAUACCAUGAAGAGCUAGAUGAUAUUGCUUUGGCCAUCUUUCGUAAUAACUUCACACUAGAACAGAUCUCUAUUCUGAUGGACAAUGAUCAGACGUCAAAAAAGAAUAUGCCCAUGUUUCCCUGUCAAAACCUCGCUGUCCAACUGUCGGCACGAUCCGGGGCAUUGCAAGUCUUGAAAGUGCUCUUUCGGCACCAGCUUAGUUUCGAAGGUGCCGAUCCCAGUGGUAGAACAGCUCUCCACUGGGCAGCUAGGGGAAACUUCGUGGAUGUAGUUCAAACUCUUCUACAUGAAGGCGCCGAAGCCAGUCCUAAAAUGAAGAACGGGAUGACUCCUUUCCACUGGGCCGCUAAGCACGGCCAUGAGAGAGUCAUUGACGAGCUGAUGCCUCGUAUCAACCCAGCCGAGGCGACACUAGAUGGCCGGACGGCCCUUCACUGGGCAUCAAGUCAAGGUCAUAUCUCCAUUGUGAAGAAAUUGGUCGCUGAUAACCGAGUUGAUGUGGGGUGCCAGUCCGCAGAUGGCUGGACUCCUUUACACUGGGCCGCUGUAAGUAGUAUCAAGGAACACUUUCACUCCAUCUUGGGUAAAACGAUCUUGCCCAAACCCUUGAAGGUCAUGCUGAAGGAAAAUUACUAACUUCUCUUUCAAGUGCAGUGGUAAGAGAGCUGUUGUCAUGUACGGGAUUAAAAGCGACCAAGAUACGGGUAACCCGCCCACCGUCUCUCGCGAAGUCUUCUCACUAAGUGGUGGCGAAUCAAGUGGUCAUGAGGAGGUGACAAAGUUUCUUCUAGAGUCGGGGGCCGACCCAAAUGUGAGGAAUAAAGAAAAUCAGACCGCUCUACAUUGGGCUGCCGUAUCUGGGAAUCCAAGGAUCGUGAGCCUAAUACUCUCCAAGGGCGCCGAAUCGAGCAUUCAAGACAUUCGUGGCCUUACACCAUGGCAGUUUGCUGUAGAGAACAGAGCGGAUGAGACGGCCAUCAAGCUGCUCGCCCCUCCGAGUCAAUAGAAACAGGCACGAAAAGUCAUCGAUUCCCAAGAUGCAUCUGCAAUGUUGAUUCGUGAAAAUAGAUAGGUAGCUAUUGAUAUCAAAGUUUUUC
Messenger RNA from Annulohypoxylon truncatum, 2361 nucleotides. RefSeq lists its product as uncharacterized. The record is from RefSeq and is a predicted model, not a curated record. The transcript has a single exon. Bases 131 to 1900 code for a protein of 589 amino acids. Lineage: Eukaryota; Fungi; Ascomycota; Sordariomycetes; Xylariales; Hypoxylaceae. Gene Ontology annotation, molecular function: protein binding.